AAUAUUCUUACCAUUAUUAGUACGCAGUGUCAAGGAUUUUUGGAGAAAAAGACACAAAUUACAGGUUCAUUACCAUGGAUAGCUUUUUCAAUGUGUUUGGAAAUGAAGUGAAGCACAGCUACAGUGUGGCUAAAGCUCGUAUUGACAAAAGAUUGGACUUUCUCAGGAAAGUUUACGGAAUUCUGUCAGUCCAGCUUCUCUUCACGUUCAUCACCGCAGCAGUCUUCAAAUGGAGCACUGCCAUUACAUACAUAGUGCAAACCAAUCACUGGUUGGUGUUUGGGGGAUUAAUCAGCAGUCUGGCACUAGCUGUUGCCCUCCAGGCCUACAAGAAUGAAACCCCAACAAAUUACAUGCUUCUGGCAGCAUUCACAGGAGUUGAAGCCUGUAUGGUCGGAACUGUUGUGACCUUUUAUCAGGUGGCAAGUGUAAUAGAUGCCUUCCUUCUGACAAUGCUGGUAACCGUCUGCCUUACAGCAUACACAUUCCAAAGCAAGAUGGACUUUGACAGAUUUGGUGCCGGGAUGUUCUCUCUUUUUGGUAUUCUGAUGUCAGCACUGUUUAUGCAGCUUUUCUUUCCCACUGCGGCCAUGGAUCGCCUGAUUUCUGUGGGUCUUGCCGUUUUAUAUUGCAUGUACAUCAUCUACGACACCGGUCUGAUCAUGGAGCGACUCACCCCAGAUGAAUACAUCAUCGCCCCAGCAAUUCUCUACCUGGAUAUGGUAGCUCUCUUCAUGCGCCUCUUGAAACUGCGUGGAGAACGUGAAAGGCGUGAUUAAAAUGUCAUUGAUGAACCUUUGAAAAAUAUAAUAUUUUUGAAAAAACCUACGUAUCUUUCUUUGUUUUUGUUUUUUCCAUUGGAAUAGCAUCGGUGAUGUUAAUUUAAGAUUUUUCAUAAUAGCUUUGUUAUUUGUGUAGUUAUGUUAUUUUUUCUUUGUAUUGUGAGUUACCAUAUUGAUAGACAGUUUCUUUAAUUUGCAUUAUUAUUGAACUUUUGACUUUGUAGAAGAAAUUCAUAAAAGGGUAAUGUAAGGAUGAUUAGGUAUGAUUAAAUGAAAUUUGGUUCCAUUUCAUUUGGUCUACUUUUUGUAUUCAGUUUUAAAUUGACUUUACCUAAAAAGUCUUGGGGGGAUGGGGAUCAAUGACCAUGUAGCAAUAUUCUACAUGUAAAUGUACAUUGGCAGUGGAAAUCUUGGCAACCUUAUUUUUCCUCUGUUUGAUUAACUAGUAUAUCUAUUAUUUAUGAAAGGUAGUUAACAUGUUUAAAACAAAGCAUGUAUUCAAAUUUUUUAAAAAAGAUUACAUAGUAAAACACUAAGUUAUCAUCAUUUUUUUGUACUUUGAAAUUUCAAGAACUAGAAAACAAAAAAAGGUUUACCAAGUGGUUAUAUACCAACCUGUGUUGUGGAUGUUGUUGCUUUCUGCUCUUCAUUAUGUAUAGAAAAACCAACAUGCAUAAUUUUCACCUUAUUAUUUGGACAACUAUACGAAACAUUGGUUUAAAAAUUGAUCUUUUUUAAUUGAAGCUUUAGAAUUAGACAGUUUACUUGAUUCUUGUUUUCUGUUCAUACUUGGACUAUAUUCAGUUUUAUUUGGUAAGAAAUCAAAUGUUGAUAGAAAUUUUAUAUCUUUAUAAUUGGAUAAAUGAAUCCCAAAAUAUAUUAACCAUUUGCAAAUUUUCUUGAAGGGUUGAAUGUUACCAGUAUUGUCUUGAAUUUUUUUUCAUUGCAAAUUGCUACAGUUUGUGGUCACAUUCAUUGCAAAUAAAGUAAUUGCAUUAAAUUA
Molecule: messenger RNA, 1785 nt
Organism: Saccostrea echinata
Lineage: Eukaryota; Metazoa; Mollusca; Bivalvia; Ostreida; Ostreidae
Product: protein lifeguard 4-like
Exons: 8
Coding region: 75-779 (234 amino acids)
Biological process (GO): negative regulation of apoptotic process
Cellular component (GO): membrane
Source: RefSeq, a predicted model, not a curated record